CAGAAAACGAUCGUUAUCGAUAUAAAUGUAUCGAAAUUUGCAAGUCCAACAUAUUGUUGCCUUCCACGUGCGCGCGCGCUGACGCCAAUUGACAACGACAACAUAUCAAUAAAGAUGAAUGCCUUCCAGCCACUUAAUGUGCGACGAUUUCAACAGAAGGCGCAAGUAGUCACGCCCGACACAAUUUACUGGGAUCGCUUAGCGAAACCCGAGCUGCUGAAGGAGCACACAACGAUAGACUAUAUAGACUUCAGUCCCAGUGAUCCUUGCAACUUUGUGCUGACCUGUUCGGUGCGUGUACAAAUCUAUAACCUGGUGACCAAGCUUGUGGUCAAGAACUUGUCACGUUUCCAAAAGACCGCAUACGGUGCGACUUUUCGUCAGGAUGGUCGUCUCUUGGUCGCCGGUGACGAAGAAGGACAUGUGAAACUCUUCGACACGACCAGCCGUAAUAUAUUGCGCUUGUUCAAGGGUCACAAGGCUCCCGUUCAUCGCACCUUCUUUACCGCCGACAAGCUGCACCUGGCAAGCUUUGCGGAUGACAAAUCCGUCCGACUCUGGGAUGUGGCCAACGAGAAGGUGGUGCAAACAUACGAAGAUGCCCACACCGAUUACAUACGUGCCGGUGCAAUGCAUCCACAGGCAUCUCACAUGUUCAUUUCCGGCGGCUACGAUGGCAAAAUCAAUUUAUAUGAUACACGCGCCGAGCAAGCCAUUACCCAGACUUUAGAUCAUGGCAGUCCCGUGGAGUCGAUGCUGUUUCUGCCUAAUGGCUCGAUAUUCAUCACGGCCGGUGGCACACAGGUGCGCGUAUGGGACUUGAUAAGCGGUAGUCGGCUGCUGACGACGAUGUCGCAGCACCAUAAGACCAUCACCUGUCUGCGCCUCGGCUCUGAUGGUCGACGCCUGUUGUCCGGCGGAUUGGAUCGUCAUGUAAAGAUCUACGAUGUGAGCACCUAUAAAACGGUGCAUACCCUCACCUAUCCAAAUGCUGUUGUUAGCCUGGGCGUUGCUGCCAAAGACCAGGCUGUUGUUGCCGGCAUGGUCGAUGGCCUCGUCUCCAUUAAGCGCAUGAUUGUCGACAGCAAACCGAGUCACCUGAAACAGAUCAAGGCCAGCCAGCGGCACAAGCGUUCCCAGAAGACGACACGUCCCAGUACCACUGUUAAUGUCGAUCACGUCAUAACUGAGAGAAGGAAAACUCCCAAGCUGCAGGAAUUCGAUCAUCAUCUGCGCAAAUUUAACUACAAAAAGGCGCUCGACUGUGUCUGCACGCCGACAAAUUUAGAGCAAUUCCCGGAGAACAUUGUGGCCGUCGUUACGGAGCUGCAGCAUCGCAGCGCGCUUCAAGCUGCACUCACGGAUCGCAAAGACAUUACGAUAAUCAGAUUCAUAAACUUCCUGUGCGAUCAUUUGGGCGAGGUGCGAUUUAUGCGUACGCUGUUGAAUGCAGCCAGCGCGGUGAUGGAUGUAUUUGAGAACAAUACCUUUAACUACAAUAAACAAAUGGUCGCAGCCUUGGAGCGACUUAGAGCAACGAUGGAAUCGGAAGUGCAGCUCACCUGUCAACUGCUCGAGAUCAAAGGUGCCCUCGAGAUGAUCAUUGGCGGGGCCAUUGACAACAAUGAGACAAGCUCAAAGCCUAUCUACACUCAGCCAAAUCCAACCAAAAUGCAUCCCUCUAAAGCCGCCUCCAACUACGUAGUCAUUGUCGAUUGAUCGAUUGGUCGAUUGACCGACUUAUCGAUCGAUCCUAUGUCCUAAGUCUAAUUUCUAGCUUUAGUUUUACUGCAGUGAAAUCUUGCUCUAUUUAUGUUUGCAUUUCAUUCAUUUACUUAAGCUAAUGUUUCGAUAAAUUGUACAAAGCUAAAUUCUCUUUCGCUUUAGUUAUUUGUUAGCCAAGCCUGGAAAUGUAAUGCAAAAAAGAGAAAGAUUUACGAAGUUGGUCUGAUAAACGUACGACC
This is a messenger RNA of Drosophila hydei, 1964 nucleotides long. Its product is annotated as U3 small nucleolar RNA-associated protein 15 homolog. Gene Ontology annotation, molecular function: protein binding. Bases 115 to 1719 code for a protein of 534 amino acids. The transcript has 2 exons. The record is from RefSeq and is a predicted model, not a curated record. NCBI's taxonomy places the organism in Eukaryota, Metazoa, Arthropoda, Insecta, Diptera, Drosophilidae. Gene Ontology annotation, biological process: positive regulation of transcription by RNA polymerase I; rRNA processing. Gene Ontology annotation, cellular component: nucleolus.